This is a messenger RNA of Glycine soja, 1301 nucleotides long. RefSeq lists its product as uncharacterized. Bases 204 to 719 code for a protein of 171 amino acids. The transcript is spliced from 3 exons. NCBI's taxonomy places the organism in Eukaryota, Viridiplantae, Streptophyta, Magnoliopsida, Fabales, Fabaceae. The record is from RefSeq and is a predicted model, not a curated record.
UAGUCUUCCCAAAUCCAGUGUGCUAUGAGAAAGCCAACCUCUGCUCAUAGUUUCCUACACAUCUUUAUAUAUAUCAACCCACAUAGGGGAUUCACAUUCACUUCAAUAUUCAAUAUUCAAUCAUUCAUAUUCCAAUCCUGAAUCCUUCCUUCAUUUCAUCAGUGAAUUAUCAAGUGUCAAGUGUUAACUAACCGCCAUCGAUCAUGAGGUGCAAAAAGCAGAGCCAGAACAAGUUAGUUCGAAUCAUGGCAUCGCCAAUCAGAGCACUGGGAAAAGCACGUGACAUGUACGUGCGGAGCAUUACGAACUGCGGCCAGCACGUGAGCUACUACGGCGGCGGCGACCCCACGGAAGGCGCCGGAAGGUUCUCGAGGAGCCACAGCGUGGCCACCUCGACAACAACGAGGUACGAGGUUGUCAGCGAGGACUACGCGGAGCUUCUCAGAGCCGCGUCCGCGAGAACCUUGGCGAAUCGAAUCGACAUGGAUUUGGUUCUCAAACAGCAACAGCAUGCGAACUCUUUGAAAGGUAACAAUUUGCCUAAGUCCAGCAGUGUUGGGAUGGCGAGGAUUGACGAGGAUAAACCCUAUGAUUCCGAAGGAGGUGUUGCUUUUGUGACGGAUCCGUAUCCGAGGAGUAGAAGCUACGCUGUGGCGAAGAGAGGACCUGCUUUUGAAAUUCAUAGUUCAAGACUUGUGUCGGUUGAAGCUAGGAAAUAGGAGAAGUACUUAGAUAUAACUUGUGUGAGGGAGAAAGAGAUUUUAGUUGAAUUUGAGGGGAAAGCCAGCCCCACCAAUAGAAGAAUCUACCUUAGUAGAGCACAAGAUGCAAUGAACAAAUGUCAUUUCUUCUGACAAGAGAGUUGGACUGACGAAGAAAUUGAUAGUAAGCAUUGUUGCAAUGAACCAGAAAGUCAAGUUUGUGGAUCAGAGGCUUCAAGUUUCAGAUAAAACAAUGGCAGCAAUAAUUGCUACUGAGAGGAAGAUAAAUGACACUGGAUCAACUGUCAAAACAAGCAGGAAGAAGAUAUAAUAGUUGUGAUACCAUGGGAAGAGUGGUGGGACUUUGAACUGGAUAAAGAUGAUUCCAAUCCCCAUAUUGCUCUGCUUCCAUUACACCCUGCUUUGUGUGCCAGCUUUAAUGAGACUGCCGCAAGGGAGUAUGCACUGAGCAUGGCAGGAAAACCAUAUGGUUACCAUAACAUGAUCUUCAGUUGGAUAGACACUUUAAAUGAAAAUUAUCCACCACCCUUGGAUGCUAAUGUGGUAUUAAUUUAAUCAGUUGUUCUGCUUGAAUUUCAA